Helianthus annuus (common sunflower) is the source of this 660-nucleotide messenger RNA. RefSeq lists its product as uncharacterized. The coding region runs from base 1 to 660 and encodes 219 amino acids. The record is from RefSeq and is a predicted model, not a curated record. The transcript is spliced from 3 exons. NCBI's taxonomy places the organism in Eukaryota, Viridiplantae, Streptophyta, Magnoliopsida, Asterales, Asteraceae.
AUGGCAGUUAGGGAGGUGAUAAAACAAAAUCGGGUGUGUCUCGCCGCAAUCCAAGAAACAAAGCUGGGUAACUCUCCAGAAUUUCAGGUUAGAAGUAUUUGGGGUAGAAGACCUGUCGAGUUCGAUUGGGUAGUGGCGGAUGGUAGAUCGGGGGGUCUGUUAACAAUGUGGAACCCAGGCUUUUUCAAGCGAAUUUCGUCAGUAAAACACCGUAAUUUUCUGGUAGUCUCCGGUUUGGUUGCUCAGAGGCUUGGGGCCAAACGUGAACUAUGGUCUAUAAUCUCGGAUACAAUGGAAUCUUUGAAUGGGUGGUGGGUGAUAAUGGGGGAUUUUAAUGCCGUCCGCAAUUCGAAUGAACGCCUCAACACGGAGUUCAGUCAGUCGUGUGCAGAUGCGUUCAACUUUUUUAUUCAAGAUAAUGGUUUAUUCGAUAAUUUUUGGAACAAAUGGCCAGACGCGUCGGUUACAGCUUUGCCCUGGGUUACAUCGGAUCAUUGUCCAGUGAUUUUAUCUACUGGUGCACAAAAUUUUGGAGCCAUACCGUUUCGUUUUUACAACUCUUGGUUGUGCAAGCCGGAGAUAGAUUCGGUGGUUGUUAACGCAAUUUCAAAUCAUCCGGGUGUCGGACCAGCGGAUGUGGUGUUGGCGGGUAAACUUUAG